CCGGUUCCGGGGUCGCGUGGGCUGAGGCGGCCGCCACCCUGCCGACGGGCUGGUCGGGGCGGCGCCGGAGGCCGGCAGACCGUCGAAGAUGUCCCGCGGCUCCAGCGCCGGCUUCGACCGACACAUCACCAUCUUCUCCCCCGAGGGCCGCCUCUACCAAGUAGAGUAUGCUUUUAAGGCCAUUAACCAGGGCGGCCUUACGUCGGUAGCCGUCCGUGGGAAAGACUGCGCGGUCAUUGUCACACAGAAGAAAGUCCCCGAUAAGUUACUGGAUUCCAGCACAGUCACUCAUUUAUUCCGAAUAACCGAAAACAUUGGCUGUGUAAUGACAGGAAUGACAGCUGACAGCAAGUCACAGGUGCAGAGAGCGCGCUAUGAGGCUGCAAAUUGGAAAUACAAGUACGGCUACGAGAUCCCGGUGGACAUGCUGUGCAAAAGGAUUGCGGAUAUUUCUCAGGUCUACACACAGAACGCUGAAAUGAGGCCCCUCGGUUGCUGUAUGAUUUUGAUUGGGGUGGACGAAGAGCACGGGCCGCAGGUGUACAAGUGUGACCCGGCCGGCUACUACUGUGGCUUCAAGGCCACCGCCGCAGGAGUGAAGCAGACGGAGUCCACCAGCUUUCUGGAAAAGAAAGUGAAGAAGAAGUUUGACUGGACAUUUGAACAGACAGUAGAGACUGCAAUAACAUGCCUGUCGACUGUCCUGUCCAUUGAUUUCAAACCUUCAGAACUAGAAGUUGGAGUAGUUACAGUUGAAAACCCUAAAUUCAGGAUCCUGACAGAAUCAGAAAUUGACACUCACCUUGUAGCACUAGCGGAGAGAGACUAGCUCCAGAGUGAAGUUGCCUGGCCUUUGGCUUGGGCCACCCGCCAGGAAGUCCGUGGUAGAAAGGAAGGCCCCUGCAUGGGAUAUUUACUUGGAAAAUAAAACAGAUUUUGGAAAAA
Molecule: messenger RNA, 945 nt
Organism: Ornithorhynchus anatinus (platypus)
Lineage: Eukaryota; Metazoa; Chordata; Mammalia; Monotremata; Ornithorhynchidae
Gene: PSMA6
Product: proteasome 20S subunit alpha 6
Exons: 7
Coding region: 89-829 (246 amino acids)
Biological process (GO): ubiquitin-dependent protein catabolic process
Cellular component (GO): cytosol; proteasome core complex; proteasome core complex, alpha-subunit complex
Source: RefSeq, a predicted model, not a curated record